AUGGCAUCGAUAGCCGCGUCGCUGCAGUCAGCGCUGCCGAAACCCAAAUACACUGGCGAAGAAGAAGAAGCGCCACGCCAUGCCCAGCCCCGUGGUCCGCGCAUCGUCAGUGCCGACCAACUCGACGAGACACAGGUCGUGCUGAAGAGAGCCGGCCCUCCGGCCUAUGGUCAGCGCGCAGGAUGGCGACCGCGGUCGCAGGAGGAUUUCGGCGAUGGAGGCGCCUUCCCCGAAGUUCCCGUUGCGCAGUAUCCUUUGGACAUGGGCAGAAAGGGCGAAACGAAGAGCAACGCGUUGGCCAUCCAGGUCGAUGCAGACGGAAAAGUCAAAUACGACGCGAUAGCGAGGCAAGGUCACGGCGACAGCAGGAUCAUCCAUACCUCGUUCAAGGACCUCAUUCCCUUGAGGCAACGUGCUGAUGCGGGCGAGAUCGAUCUUUCGCGACCCGACAAGGAGUCUGUGGCUGCCACGACGGAGAAGACGAAGGCUGCCUUGGCAGCGCUGACGGGAAGCGCGGUUGCUGCGCAGAAGCCCAAGGCGUGGAACAUGGCGGAGCGCAAGGACGCCACAUUCGUACGGUACACACCCGCGAACCAGAUGGGCGACAACUCGAAGAAGCAAGACCGCAUCAUGAAGAUUGUCGAGCGUCAAAAGGAUCCCAUGGAACCACCCAAGUUCAAGCACAAGAAGAUCCCCCGCGGACCUCCGUCGCCACCUCCCCCCGUCAUGCACUCACCUCCCCGCAAACUCACAGCCGAAGACCAGGAGAACUGGAAGAUUCCGCCGCCCGUCUCGAAUUGGAAGAACCCCAAGGGUUUCACGAUCGCGUUGGACAAGCGAUUGGCCGCGGACGGACGCGGUCUCCAGGACGUGGACAUCAACGACAAGCAUGCACAAUUUGCUGAGGCGAUCAAAAUGGCCGAACGACACGCUCGUGACGAGGUGCAGCAGAGGGCCAAGAUGCAACAGAAGUUGGCAGAAAGGGAGAAGGCACAGAAGGAGGAGAGCUUGCUUGAGUUGGCACGACAAGCACGUGCCGAACGCGCAAAUGCUGGACAAAAGAAGCGGCGGGACUCGAACGACUCGCGUUACUCGAGGGACUCGCGAGAUUCGAGAUCAAGGUCGAGAAGCUACAGCGAGUCGGAGUCGGGCGCUUCGGACAGUGAAGACUCUGAAGUGCGUGAGCGUCAACGAGCUCGCAAGGAGAAGCACCGGGAGGAGGAGCGGAAGCUCAGGAAGAACAGGAUGGGCGCUGAGCGCCGCAUGCAGGUGAUGGCGCGCGAGCAGGACCGUGACAUUUCGGAGAAGAUUGCUCUUGGCCUAGCGAAACCGACUCAGUCCAAGGAGACCAUGUACGACUCACGACUGUUCAACCAGUCCAGCGGCUUCAACAGCGGCUUCAAUGAGGACAACGCCUACGACAAGCCGCUGUUUGCCGCCCAAGAUGGAAUCAACAGCAUUUACCGACCUCGCGCAAACGCCGACGACGACGAUGACCCCGAGGCUGGUGACAAGGAGAUGGCCAAGAUCCAGAAGUCGAGCCGAUUCGGCGAGGCGCUGGGCAGGGGAACAUUCAAGGGGUCAGGUGACGUUGAGGCUCGUGAAGGUCCUGUGCAAUUCGAGAAAGAUGCCACCGAUCCUUUCAACGUCGAUAAGUUUCUAUCCGAGGUGGAGCAGUCCAGCUCAUCGAAACGGGGGUUUGGUUUACAGGAGGACGGUGGCCGCACGAGCAAACGUGCUCGUGUAGAAGGGGAGGACGACUAA
This is a messenger RNA of Emericellopsis atlantica, 1764 nucleotides long. RefSeq names its product SKIP/SNW domain-containing protein. Gene Ontology annotation, cellular component: spliceosomal complex. The transcript is spliced from 2 exons. The record is from RefSeq and is a predicted model, not a curated record. The coding region runs from base 1 to 1764 and encodes 587 amino acids. Gene Ontology annotation, biological process: mRNA splicing, via spliceosome. NCBI's taxonomy places the organism in Eukaryota, Fungi, Ascomycota, Sordariomycetes, Hypocreales, Bionectriaceae.